CCGCCUGUCUGGCCCCUUUCCAUAUAAAUUAACUGAACCGUUUGGACGAAGGAAAGGAGAGGGAGAAAGGAACGCGGAAAUAUGUUCUUCUUCUUUGUGGGAGGAGUAGAGCAACAAGUGCGGCAGGUGCUGACAUAUGGCGCCGGAAAGUGCAUAGCUUGCCGCUCACCGGCCGAUCUGGUGGAGUACGAGAAAGUCCUGAAGCUGUUCUUUGUUCCCGUCUGGCGGUGGCGUGGGAAAGAGCCCCUCAUGCACUGCAACAAUUGCAACCUUUUCUUCCCUCCCUCCUACUCCCUGCCGCCGCCGCCAUCAGAUUCGGCCGUCCCCGACGUCUUGAGGUGCCGGUUCUGUAAAAGGCCGGUGGAGCCCGAGUUCAGUUUUUGCCCCUUUUGUGGAUCUGCUCUGUGAGCAUCCUCUUUUAUUUUGUUCGUUCGUUACCAAUGGCUUCCUGUGAAACAGAUGUGGGUAGAUCUGACGAUGAGAGCUUAGAGCGUUUAGGGUUUUGAUGGGAGUUGUAAAUUUGUAUAAUGGAUUGUAGAAAAUGUCAUCCUUUUAGGAUGUGUUCAAAAUUAAUAAAAUUGGGUUCUGUUUAA
Molecule: messenger RNA, 593 nt
Organism: Carya illinoinensis
Lineage: Eukaryota; Viridiplantae; Streptophyta; Magnoliopsida; Fagales; Juglandaceae
Exons: 1
Coding region: 82-408 (108 amino acids)
Source: RefSeq, a predicted model, not a curated record